Postia placenta MAD-698-R-SB12 is the source of this 1488-nucleotide messenger RNA. RefSeq lists its product as hypothetical. Lineage: Eukaryota; Fungi; Basidiomycota; Agaricomycetes; Polyporales; Adustoporiaceae. Gene Ontology annotation, biological process: rRNA base methylation; maturation of LSU-rRNA. The transcript is spliced from 5 exons. The coding region runs from base 1 to 1488 and encodes 495 amino acids. The record is from RefSeq and is a predicted model, not a curated record. Gene Ontology annotation, cellular component: nucleolus. Gene Ontology annotation, molecular function: RNA binding; rRNA (cytosine-C5-)-methyltransferase activity.
AUGGAGGCACGGUCUCGCGCACUAGACGCUAAUGCGGCCCGAGAAGCAGAGUUGGACGCUGAGGAGAUGCAAAAUGCAGCGUUAGUAGGCGCAGGCGAUGAUGACUUCGCUGACGCAGACGAGGUCGGGGAGGAGGGUGAAGGUGACGAGGAGUUCCACCUACCCACGGCGGAGGAGAGAGAAGAAGAAAAGAAGAGCGGUGGACCAGACAUUCACACUGUUCAGCGGCGUAUGCGGGAAUGCGUACGUGUGAUGGGCAGCUUCAAGAGAUUGGCUGCUAAGGGACGGUCACGAUCAGAAUAUGUCCAGCAGCUCAUCUCAGAUAUCGCGAGUUACUACGGAUAUAACGAGUUCCUUGCGGAGAAGCUGUUCCAGCUGUUUCCGGUUGCUGAGGCGAUCGAGUUCUUCGAGGCGAAUGAAGUGUCCCGUCCCGUGACAAUCAGGACGAACACCCUUCGCACUCGACGACGAGAUCUAGCUCAGGCACUCAUCAACAGAGGCGUCAACCUUGAAUCCAUCGGCAAAUGGACAAACGUCGGUUUACAGGUAUUCGAGAGCAGCGUUCCUAUCGGUGCGACACCAGAAUAUCUUGCAGGCCACUACAUGCUACAGGCCGCGUCUUCAUUCCUUCCGGUCAUCGCACUCUCCCCGCAACCUGGCGAGCGUGUCCUGGACAUGGCAUCCGCUCCGGGCGGAAAGACAACGCACAUGGCGGCGCUUAUGGAGAACACGGGCGUAGUGUUCGCCAAUGACGUUAACAAAGCGCGCACGAAGAGUCUCACGGCAAACGUGCAUCGGCUUGGCUGCAAGAACGUCGUCGUGUGCUCUUAUGAUGGCCGGGAGUUCCCCAAGGUGAUGGGCGGUUUUGAUCGUGUGCUCCUGGACGCCCCGUGCAGCGGGACGGGCAUUAUCAGCAAGGAUACCGGUGUGAAAACUAACAAGACCGAGCGGGACUUUACUCUCCUGUCUCACCUCCAAAAGCAGCUGAUCCUCUGCGCCAUAGACAGCGUGUCACCAGACUCGAAGACCGGCGGGUACCUAGUGUACUCCACAUGUUCCGUGACGGUCGACGAGAACGAGGCGGUCGUGGACUACGCACUGCGCAAGCGGCCGAACGUCAAGCUGGUCGACACGGGCCUUGAAUUUGGGCGGCCGGGCUACACCAACUACCGGGGAAAGGUGUUCAACGAGAAGGUCAGCCUAACGCGGCGGUUCUACCCGCACGUGCACAACAUGGACGGGUUCUACGUCGCGAAGUUCAAGGUGGAGAAACGCGUGAAAACGAAGCCGCGCGACGAGGACAGUGGGCCCGUCGUCAGCACGAGUGGCGAGGCGAUCGACGCCGACGACCUCAAGUUCAACAACGAUGAGGACAUGCGGUAUAUCGAGGAGGCUAGGCGAAAGGCGAUGAAGGCCAAGGGUCUACGGGUCACUACACGCCGCAAGCCUGUGGAAGCUGGUCCCACGGUGGUCGAAGCCACGGCGUGA